This is a messenger RNA of Diceros bicornis minor, 1189 nucleotides long. RefSeq names its product CD207 molecule (gene CD207). The coding region runs from base 1 to 990 and encodes 329 amino acids. NCBI's taxonomy places the organism in Eukaryota, Metazoa, Chordata, Mammalia, Perissodactyla, Rhinocerotidae. The record is from RefSeq and is a predicted model, not a curated record. The transcript is spliced from 6 exons.
AUGAAGGCUGCAGAGAGUGAGGUCCCCGAUGCGCACUUCACUGUAGAUAAACAGAACAUCUCCCUCUGGCCCCGAGAGCCUCCUCCCAAGACGGGUCUGCCUCUGGUUCCGAGGAAACUUCUCACAGUCCGUGCUGCAGUAAUCUUCCUGACGCUGGUCCUGGUCGCCUCUGUCCUGCUGCAGGCCUUUCUCUAUUCCUGGUUUAUGGGCACAAUAUCAGAUGUAAAGACCAAUGCCCAGUUGCUGAAAGGUCGUGUGGACAACAUCAGCACCUUGAGUUCUGAAAUUAAGAGGAAUAGAGGUGGCGUGGAGGUGGCCGGUGUUCAGGUCCAGAUGGUGAAUGCCAGCCUGGAUCGUGUGCGUUCUCAGAUCCAGAGGUUGGAAACCGGUGUGAAGGAAGCCAAUGCUCAGAUCCAGACACUAACAAGAAGUUGGGAGGAAGUCAAUAAUUUAAAUGCCCAAAUCCCCGAGUUAAAAAGAGAUUUGGAUAAAGCCAGUGCUUUAAAUGCAAAGGUCCGGGGACUCCAGAGCAGUUUGGAGAAUAUCAGCAAGUCGCUCAAACAGCAAAAUGACAUUCUCCAGGUGGUCUCUCAAGGCUGGAAGUACUUCAGGGGGAACUUCUAUUACUUUUCUCGCAUCCCAAAGACCUGGUACAGUGCCCAGCAGUUUUGUAUGUCCAGGAAUUCACAUCUGACCUCAGUGACCUCAGAGAGUGAACAGGAAUUUCUGUACAAGGCAGCAGGCGGACUUCUCCACUGGAUUGGCCUGACCAAAGCAGGGAGUGAGGGGGACUGGCAUUGGGUGGAUGACACUCCAUUUGACAAGGUCCAGAGUGCCAGGUUCUGGAUUCCAGGUGAGCCCAACAAUACUGGGGGCAAUGAACAUUGUGCCAAUAUAAAGGUGUCCUCGCUCCGGUCAUGGAAUGAUGCCUCCUGUGACAAUGUGUUACUUUUCAUCUGUAAACAGCCCUACAUCCCGUCAGAACCAUGACAGGACAGGCCCCUAAGCUCACACUUUAAGCUCCAAAGCUUGUUGAACUCAAGGAAAUGCUGCUCUUUCCUCCGUACUGCAGAGUGACUUUGCAUCUUAAUUUUUCUUGCUUCAAAAUUGUCCCCAAGGCCUUCUGGAGUCUGUCUGCCUUGGCUAGGAAUUCUCCAACCCCACAGAGGAAGCUGGAAUGGAAAGAAGA